GUCAAUUUUGCGCUUCAUUCGAAAGUGUACGGAAUCAUAGCAAAAUAUGACGAUAGAAUCCAAUAAAAUGAAAGAUGUUUUGCUGCUUCAAAUGACUUCAAAGUAUGAAGACCCACAUCUAUGGAUAGACAACUACCUAGCAAACCCAUCAGUUUCUGAAACGGAAGUUAAUCACCUGAGAUCUGUUAUGCAAAGGGAUCAAGCACUCAAGAAGGCAGAUAGCGAGAGAAUCUAGUCUAAAACUGGUUUGUACAAUCGGUCUCUGGGAUUCUCUGGAAGAACUAUGACUUCUGCGCCAGUAUCGAUGAGGCAACGCACUUUCGUAAUCACAUCAGUGACGUAUAACAGACAGCUGUGUUCGCCAUCUAUGGUUGCCGUUAACGCGUGUCAGCUGGGAAGAUUACCGAAACGUUCUUCAUAUCUGUUGAUUUGGAGUCCGGAGCAUUGCAGGAUUUUCUGCAAUUUCGAGAAGGUUUUCAGUACUGAUUAUGACACCAGCACCAGUCAAGGUUAUCUGUCUCUCGUAAUCUAGAGACAGAUCGCUUUCAUGAAAAACUCCUUUGAAGGAUUUGUGUUCGUUUAUGGUCAUUACGAAUCCGUGGGUUACGUGUCAGCGUAUCACAGAGUCCUGAAACGUCAUACCGCGUCAUCUGAGCCUUUUCUUUGAUUGAAAAAUCUUCGGCGUUAGAAGAUUGAGUGAUCUCUAAAAUACGAUUGGCAGAUGCAGCCAGAUCGUCCACGGCGUUUUUUGCAAUGAGACACGCAAUGCUUGCACCUGUUGAGUUUAGGCAAUAAGAUUUGUCUAAGUAGGCCAUUAUAUAAUGUGAAACUGUCGGCAAUUUAAAAAGGGCUCAAACGGGACUAAUUUCAGUGAUGCUUCCCUGUUGAGUCGAUAACAUACGAUAUUUUCUGUAAAAUAACGGGCAAAACUGUACAGGUCAAUAUAGAUGUGCACUGCUGAAUAAACAAAUCGAAUUACAAAUGAUUUAUAAUAUACUUGGACAAUGCCUUUUCUGUUAGGUAAAUUUAUUGUUACAAGAACAAUCACGUAAGGUCUGUUAGUGACUUAGUUGGAUCAUUUCCCUCUAAACUACAACCUGAAAUUCUACUCAGUAAUAUGAACCAAUUGCGCAAUAAAAUUCCAGCAGUUCCUGGUAGUGGCUUUGUUUCAACUUAUACCACAAUAAUUAAAUCUAAUGAUAUAAAUCCAGUUGAAGAUGAGGAUUACAUGUCACAUUUAGAUUAUGUUCACAAACGCAGAUCAUAUGCAACAUUACAGAUACGUAGAUUUACAUCCCAAUUCUCAAAGUUAUGUCCAAUAUGUUUACAUCAAUAUAAUUCAUUAACAGAAACGUAUCGAUGUAUUAAGUGUAUUCGUAAUGUUUGUCAAAAUUGUGCAUACAAAAUAUCAUCGUCGAAUUCGAAUAUUCUAUGUAAAGAGUGUUGGGAAAUUGCGAAAUGUAUCUGUAAAACAGGUGAUUGGUUUAAUCAUUAUACUGAAACAAGAGAAACCAGUCCGUUAAAAAUUGAUGUAAGAUUUAAACCACUUCAAAAUAAUCUACGUAAGGCAAAAAGUGAAGUGAUUUCAAAAUUGAAUAAUUCACCGAAAAAUAUUGUUAACUCAUCCUCUAGACCAAGUGAUGAGAAUGAGAAGGGCUCAUUGAAUCAAAUGUCAAUGGGAGAAACUCAUUUAGUCAAAAGUAAACAAAAAGCAAGAUCUAAGUCACCACAAACUUCAAAAACUCAAAACUCGUUGGAAUAUUUAAAAUCUGGCUCUCAGAGUACGAUGGAUAAAAAAUUAUCUGGUUUCUUAGAGCGAUCAACACUUUCUCGUUCUCAGUCGUGUGAUUAUUUAGGUAAAACAAGUGAUUCGUUGGAAGAUCAUGAAGAGUUUAAAGAAAAAUCUGGAAGGAAAAGACGCCUAUUACGACUGAAAAGACUAUUGAAGAAAAGUAAAUCAUUCAAAUCAAAUCACUAUAAAGCUUCUAAUGAAAUGGAUGAAUUAACUCAUGGUGAAAUUGAUGUGUCAAUGGAAUAUGAUGCUCAAGAUCAACAACUUGGAGUUAGUUUAUGGGCUGCUAAUAAUUUAGCACAUGAAAAAUACAAAAUCGGCUUACCUCAUGCUACAAUCUCAUUGCUUCCAGAUAAUGUCAAAUAUAAUCUCAAAGUAUCUGGUAACAAUAAAUGGGAUGGAAGAGAUGCAGUUUUUGAUCUUAGUGUUUGUUUUACAGUACAUAGAUGUGAUUUAAACAAGAAGAUUAUUGUAAUAAAGUUAUGGUCUAGAAAUGGUAUAAAGUCACAAUUCACGAUUGGCCAAACUGUUAUUCCGAUAAAAGAAUGUAAUCUUUUGUUCUCAGCAUGUAGAAAGUGCUUUCAAUUGAUAAGUGAAAAUAAUUCAAUCAUUACAAAUCCUAACAUAAAUUCAGCUUACUACGGUGAAAUCAAACUUGCUUUACGUUUUGUAAUAUCUGAUUAUCAGAAAAAAGUGUUGUGUGUAACUGAUGAAGCUAUUGAUUUGAUUGGCGUAUUAAAUGUAUGGAUAAAGGAAGGAAAGAAUUUGCAUUCACAAAAAGCUGGUACAGAUAUAAAUUCUUACGUGACUGUGGAACUAACUGAUCCUGAACACAAAACAGAAUGUCGAAGUACUGAUCAAAUUCUACGAAGUGAUCAACCGGUUUGGAAUAGUUUACUUCAGUUUCCAAACAAAUAUCUUAGUGAACUAAUUGAAUCUACUGUGAAAAUAUUUAUUUGGAAUCGUUCAAGUAGCUUUAAUGAUCCAGAACUAUUGGGAAUCGUACAAAUUUCCAAUGAAGAAUCUGAAUUAGUGGAUACGAUCAGUGAUAACAACGUAAAUGCUAAUAUGUAUCAAGGCAGUACAGUAACGAAAAGAACAUCAUUGUGGGAAUCUGUAAUCUCGAAACCUGGUAACUGGAUAGAAGGUCUGCUUAGUAUUACAGCUCCAAUUUAAAAUAACAAAUAUAAAACAUUUUAUACAAAUACAUGUAUAUGAAUCUUGUAACUACUUAAAAUUUGAUAGUAGUUUUCAAAUGUUAGCUCCUACAAUUCUUACAAAUUAAUGAAAACUAUUAUAUAACAAUACAGUUUACAGUUUUCUUAAAUGUUAUUGAUAUUGAGGAUUUAACUCUGAUUUAAAAGUCAAUUUACCGAUUUGAAACAUUUUCUCAUUUUAUUUUUCUUAUAUUAUUUUUAUAACAGCCUAUUUGUAAAGUAUUCUCUUGAUUUGAGAAUUGGUCAAUCUAUAAUAAGUAACUGUUUGAAUGGUUAUUAUUUCGAAUAUUAUAAUUAAAUUAACCUGUUCUGAAA
Molecule: messenger RNA, 3324 nt
Organism: Schistosoma spindalis
Lineage: Eukaryota; Metazoa; Platyhelminthes; Trematoda; Strigeidida; Schistosomatidae
Source: the annotation of a GenBank genome assembly